AUGAUUUUUAAUGAGGAGAAUGUAUAUAACUUGUCUCAGGCUGGCAGCUACUCUGCUACUCUGAGAGUCACCAUCAAUCAUUUAGGCUUGCUGCAAUGGAAUAUAUUGAAUGAAAGCAAUGAUGAGUGGACUACUAUGUACACAGUACCAUAUGACCCAUGUGACAACUAUGGACUGUGUCGUGCUAAUGGCAUUUGCAGGCUUUCCAGCAUGCCAGUCUGUGAGAGUUUGAAGGGGUUCACCCCCAACUCAAAAGGAGAAUGGGAAAUGCUUGAUUGGUCUAGUGGAUGUGAAAGGGCAGGGUCCUUGGAUUGCAAGAGCAAAGAUGACCUUAUGAAGGUCUUAGGGGUGAAAUUGCCUGACUUGUUGGAGUUUCGGUUGAACAAGAGUAUGAGCCUCAAGGAAUGUGAGGCAGAGUGCUUGAAGAACUGCUCCUGUGUGGCGUAUGCGAAUUCAAACAUUAAAGGUGGAAGCAGUGGUUGUUUGACCUGGUAUGGAGAUCUGAUUGAUAUUAGAGGGUUCACAGAUGGGAAAAGUGGGCAAGACCUUUAUACCAGAUGUCCAGCUGGGGAACUAGGGUCAAUCCAUGGUUCGCAUAAGAAGAAAAAACUGGUUGCUGUCCUAGUUGCAUUGACCAUUUCUGGAAUGCUAAUCUUGGGCUUGGUGUUCUGUUUUGGUGUGCUUCUGCUGGAGAUUCUGGCUGAAAUAAGUACGAUUGAUACAGAUGCAACAACAGGACGUGAAGAGUUACCUUCAGAAAAUGUAGUAACCAUCUCAGUCCCAGAAGGUAGAUAA
This is a messenger RNA of Vitis riparia (riverbank grape), 795 nucleotides long. Its product is annotated as putative inactive G-type lectin S-receptor-like serine/threonine-protein kinase SRK. The transcript has 4 exons. The record is from RefSeq and is a predicted model, not a curated record. Gene Ontology annotation, biological process: recognition of pollen. The coding region runs from base 1 to 795 and encodes 264 amino acids. NCBI's taxonomy places the organism in Eukaryota, Viridiplantae, Streptophyta, Magnoliopsida, Vitales, Vitaceae.